Heterotrigona itama is the source of this 2493-nucleotide messenger RNA. The record is from the annotation of a GenBank genome assembly. NCBI's taxonomy places the organism in Eukaryota, Metazoa, Arthropoda, Insecta, Hymenoptera, Apidae.
ACAGUACGGUACAUCAUAGAACGUAGUAACAGGUAUCACUGAAUGACCUGAUAAGGUAACUUGAAAAUACGGGACAUGCCAUUGCAAUAGUGUAUACUUGAUACGUACAAUACUUAUACUUUUGUGAAAAAUUGUAUGAGCUUUUAAACGUUAUUAUGUGCAUUCAGUCUUCAUUACCUUUUGUUGAUCGAAAAAGUAACCCAAAACACAACCAUACAGAACGACGUUUUGUGACGUACAAGAACGUACUGAUUGCUGAUGGAAGAAGUUAGACGGUUCGAGUAGAUCUUGUAUCAAGUAUAAAAUACGUACGAAAGCUCAUUGAUCCCUAAAAAACAGUAAAUAUUUCAAUAAAAUAAAAUCUUUCAUACAAGAAAAGUAAAUUUGAUAUUUUCAAUAGUUCUUUUGUCAAUUAUAUUUGUUCCUUUUGCAUAAAAAUAUCGACGGAGUCUCAAAUACUUCUUAAAUACUUUCUUACUGGGAUCGGAAUAUUUACGAGAAACAAUAGUGAAUAUUUAACUUUUGACUGUGAGUAUUGAAUUUUAACGAAUUUAAAGAUUGCAGAUUUGAGAUAGCCAGAUUGAAAAAUAAUUAAAAAUACUUUCUAUCAUACUUUUCAUUUCAUAAGCUUACUUUGAUUUCUCUUUCAAAAUUUGUUAAAUUUAAACAAUACUUUAUUACAGCGCUACAAUAAUCUAUGAUCAAGAUUCUGAAACAUUAGAUUGUUUUAUUCUUUUUUUUUUCCCCAAUAAUACAUAGCUUUUGUAAUGUGUAAUAUAUUAUUGAUUCGUUUGUUAAUUAUUCUCUAAUUAAACACAAUCAUUUGAAACAAGAUAAUAGUUUUAUCACGAUAUUAUAAAAUUCUAAAGAGCUGCGCACGUUAAUGUUACUUAUAAUCAAGUCCGAUGCUUUGCGAAGUUUAUUCCUUUGUAAAUAAAAAUAAGAUUUUUGUUUUAGGUUGGUAGUCGUUUGUUGGCAUGUCAGAGGUCAAGCUAGUAACACUUUCAAAAAAGUAAUGUCAGUACUGUCAGUGACACGCCGGCCAUGGCAGAUUGGUUACAAUCGAAAAUUGUUCGUCUCGGCGAACUGAGCAGCGUAGAAGAAAAGAAGGCUAUUCUGUCUGACAUCAAAAUUAAAUUGGGAAAUUUAAAUAACAGAGAAACUGAACAGAUCUCUCGUAAUGUGGAUUUUAAUCAGUUGUUUACUCAGUUAACCUCAAAUGACAGAGAAUUUGUAGAUCAAGUAUGUGACAUUUUGAAGACAUUAUUUGGCAUUUUAGAACCUGGUGAAGUAUAUCUAAGGUAUUCAACAGAAAUAUCAGAAUUGAUAAUACAUCCAACUGCUGUAGUUAGAUCACUUAUGUUGCAUGAAAUUUUGUGCAUUGUUUCUAAUCCUCAAAAAUUACCUCUAUUGUUGAGAGAUGUCAAUUUAUUAGUUGCUAUUAUAAAUAGGAUCGGGGAUGAAAAUUUGAUGGUAGCUAAGUGUGCAAUGUGUAUAAUGAAAGAAAUUGGUAAAAAUCCAAAUGGAUUGCAGAUUUUAUAUACAGGUGAACUGUUAAGAAGUUUUGCUAAAUUGUUAGCGAAGAACGAUACUAUUAGUUUUCGCAUAUAUGAAGUUAUUGUGGAUAUAGCAAAAUCUUCAAAAGAAGGUCUAGAAGCUUCUGUAAAUGCAUUAGAAAUCGUGACGCAAUUGGCAUUAACAGAAGAAGGAUUAAGUUACUUGGAGCAACAAGAAGUUGUAAGAAAAUUGGUUCAAAAAAUAGCACAGGCUAAUGAAAAUCCAUUAUCAAAUUUAUUGAUCCCUGGAUUAAUGAAAUUUUUUGGAAAUGUUGCACGUUAUUGGCCUAAUGAAAUAUUUUCAAAAUAUCCAGUUGUUGUAUCUGCGUUAUUUGAAGUAAUAGAGAGUGGUGAUCAAACUAUUCUUGGUGUUGCCUUAGACACAUUGGGACAUGUUUCUAUGUGUGCAGAAGGUAAAUAUGCUCUACAAGCCUUGGGAGAUGCAAUGCCAUGUGCAUUGAAAAAAAUUGCUGAGAUAAUACAAAGAAUGCCUACAGCAUUAAGAAUUCGUGGGCUUAAUAAUUUGGCUCUUAUACUUGGUGUACAAAAAGCAGAACAAGACAAUAGAAUUUUAUCAUUAACAAAAUCAUGGUUUGAUUCUAUGUGUGACGAUCCACUGGGUAUGAUUGUGGCAUUGUGUAGACAACCAUUUGCAGAUAUUAGACAAGCAGGUCUAGAGGUGAUGGUUGUCUUGGCAUCUCAAGUAUGGAGUCAAGAAUACAUAUCCUCUUAUCCAGGUCUUGUAGAAUUUCUAUUGGACAGGAACAUUGAAUCUUUUAAAGAAUGUAAGGAAGCUAAAUACGAAGUUGUCAAACAGUUAGUUGAAGCUGAACAUGAUAUAUUUGAUGCAAAUACAAUGCAAAGGUUUAGGGACUUUGUAAAUCAAGGACCACAUUAUGUUGAAAUCAAUACAGAAGUUGCAAUAGAAGGACUAUGA